Molecule: messenger RNA, 3606 nt
Organism: Cladophialophora immunda
Lineage: Eukaryota; Fungi; Ascomycota; Eurotiomycetes; Chaetothyriales; Herpotrichiellaceae
Exons: 3
Coding region: 141-2453 (770 amino acids)
Biological process (GO): regulation of DNA-templated transcription
Cellular component (GO): cytoplasm; Ino80 complex
Source: RefSeq, a predicted model, not a curated record
CUUGACCGCGCACACGGUCAGUUUUCAGAAACUGACAACAAAUUGCCAUCAAGCGGACAUUGCGAAGGAACCAGGUACCAAAUUCGGACCUCACUCAAACAAGGAUGCAGUAUUGGGAUCUCUAGGAUGAACACGACAAAAUGACAAUCACAUCGAUUAACCGGCUCGUAACAGAGCGUCGCUUUCCUACACCUCCCCCAGACAGCCAGCCGCAGUCGAAUCCACGAGUCUAUCCCGCUCCAGACUUUCCUUUUAGAGGAUGGCAGCCUCCGAAAGAAGAUGGUUAUCGACAAAGCGCAGCCACUCCAUCUGAGAGCGCAAUAGUCAUUGACAAUGGAGCUAGCACCAUCAAGGCCGGAUUCUCUUUUGACAAGAGCCCUCGGUUCCUCGUACCCCCGAUCAUGGCGAAAUUCAAAGAUCGAAAGUUCAACAAGUACUGCGCCUUUGUCGGCUACGAUGCUUACGCCGAUGCCACGACUCGUGGCCAAAUAAGGACGGCUUUCGAGCAAAAUACCAGCAUUCCGACGAAUUGGGAUAUCUUAGAAGGGGUAUACGACUACAUUUUUCUCAAAUUGGGGGUGGACGGAGAAGGUACUGUGGGUAGACCGCUGGUCAUCACGGAGCCUGUCGCAAACCUGGGCCACAGCAGAAGAAUGAUGAACGAAAUGCUGUUUGAAUGCUACAAUGCGCCGAGUGUCACGUACGGAAUCGACAGUCUGUUCUCCUACCGCCAAAACAAGGGCGAAUCUGGGCUCGUCGUGUCUUCAUCUCAUACAUCGACCCACAUCAUUCCAGUGUUGAAUCGGAAGCCCCAGAUGCAAAUGUGCACGAGGUUGAAUUGGGGAGGCUCCCAGGCUCAAGAGUACCUGUUGAAGCUCAUCCGCCUGAAGUAUCCGACCUUUCCUGGGAAGCUGAGCUUGGAGCAGAUGGAGUCAUACAUCAAGCAAUAUUGUUAUCUCUCCACUGAUUUCCCGACCGAGCUGUCCACCUAUCUAGAUUGGACUGGUCUGGAAGAGAAGCGAGAUAUUAUAAUCCAGUACCCCUUCACAGAACAGGUUGUGGUCGAGAAAUCGGCCGAAGAGCUCGCCAGAAUAGCGGAGCGCAAAAAGGAAUCCGGUCGACGGCUCCAGGAGCAAGCCGCGAAGAUGCGGCUGGAGAAGCUCAUUAAAAAAGAGCAAGAAUUGGAAUACUAUCAGAAACUGCACAACUCUUACGUGAACGCACCGACCAAAAAGGAACAGCGCCGAAUCUUGGAUGACCAAGAGCUCAAAGACGAAGCUGCAUUGGAGAGGAUCAUUCGUGACCUGGAUAAAUCAAUCAAGAAAUCCAGAAACAAGGAGCUGGGAGCUCCCGAAGAAGAAGAAAACUUGGAAGAGCAGCUAAAUAGAUUCCCUCUUCUCGAUGUCCCGGAUGAUCAGCUGGAUGAGGACGGCAUCAAGGAGAAGCGGCAUCAGAGACUUAUGAGAUCGGGCGUCGAAGCAAGAAUAAGGGCCAAAGCGGAAAAAGAGCGCGAGAGAGCGCGUGUGGCAGAAGAGGAAAGAAAAGACCGCGAAAUGCGUGAAAAUCACUUUAAUGAAUGGCUUGCGGCUCGUCGACAACAACGCCAUGCACUGCUGGCGAAAAUCAAAGAGCAGGCAAGGCAAAAGGCAGAUUCCAGCAAUCGCAAAGGCAUUGCUUCGCAAAUGCGUAUGAAGACGUUGGCGAAUCUCGCUUCAGAUGGACCGAAACGGAAGCGCAGAGGCGGAGGCGAUUAUGAUGAUGACUUUGGAGCCAACGACGACGACUGGGGCGUUUACCGCACCGUGGCUACUGAACCCGCCAGCGACGACGAGGAGCCUGAGGAAGACCCGCUCACCGCAUUGAAGGCCCUCGAGAGCGAACUUCUGCAAUUUGAUCCAGAAUUCUCGGAAAAGGACACAAUUGAAGCACAGAACGACUGGACCAAGAGCGUUCUGCAUGCCUUCUUGCGAGGAGCGAGGCCAGCGGAUCCGGAAAGCCAGCGAGAGGCGAACCAGAUCCAUCUCAACGUCGAGCGCAUCCGAGUUCCUGAAGUGGUAUUCCAGCCCGCGAUUGCUGGCCUGGAUCAGGCCGGUCUAAUUGAAAUUAUUGAGGGCAUCGUCAUGAGUCGUUUCUCAAACUUUGACCAACAACAAGCGCUCUUGAAAGAUGUCUUUCUGACCGGCGGAAACACCAUGUUUCCCACGUUCGAGGAACGACUCAGGCAAGAACUGAUUGCAGCAUUGCCGUGUGAUUUUACAAUCAACGUCCGCAAGGCAAAUGACCCGAUCCUUGAUGCCUGGAAAGGAGCAGCUUCCUGGUGGAGUACCUCGGAUGGGAUCGAGCGUGAGUCGGCCACCGUUACGCAUGCGGAGUACAUGGAGAAGGGAAGUGAUUACAUCAAGGAGCAUGACUUGGGCAAUUUCGUGGCCCCCUCUUUCACGUUCGGAGGUUGAAAAUCGUCUGUCCGGCGCUCGUUGCUGUUGCAGAGCAGCUCUCGCGUGAUGUCGAUCCUCGAUCCUCGAGCAUUCCUCCUGAAAUCAAAAUUUUGAGAUGAGAAUAGCCAACCCCGCCUCCUAACGGCCACAAAAGAGUAUACUCGCUUCACACGCGCAGUGGUGCAACCAGAUCUCGCCUCUGCGGUUGAGGUGUUCUUUCGGACCCCCGACAUGAAUGACUGGGAAUAACAGGGGGCAACAAUUGCCUCGCCGCGCUUGAUAUGCAAAAUUAGCCAACAACUACCAUGUUUCUCUGCCAGCAAGCUGUGGGACAAGAAUCGAGAAGGCUCAGAGCUCAUUCAGCCUCGUCACGAUGUGCCUGGCUGUCUCCUCAUCCUAGGUUUUGGUUGCAAUGUGGCGAAGCCCGGAGCUGAUCCUUGUUGCACAACAUGAGGAUUCUGGCCAUGACAGAACAAUGUCGGAAACAUCAACCGGUCCACUAUGUGACUAUUUUGCGGAGUACAUCUUCCUCUUCGACGGACUGUUACAUGGCCGCGGUCGAUGUUAGUCAUUAGCUCGGCAUGCAUUCUGUUUAUCGACAUGAUCGUCGCUCAGCAUCAGGUCUUCCUGAUCGUCGCGAAUCUGCCGAUCCCAGAAACGUCAUGAAACAACGCUGGCAGGGGCGACAGCUGGCAGGGGAUGGUCCUUACGACGCUAACGGUGCGGUAACGUGACACGCCACUCCCUCGAUGAAUUGCCUUAUAACCGAGCCACUCAGUUGCCUCUACGAGGUAUUCCAUUUUGGGGAAUUUGUGCAUGGCUUACUAAGAUCUUACAUGAAUAAUAUGGCAAGCUUGUUAUUCCGUUGCACAAGUCUGAGGCAAGGCUUCGGAAGCCGGAUCGACAGAACCAACUUCCAGGCAUGUCCUGUUUGAAGAGACACGCUAUUCUUAUCGCCGAACUGCACAAGGCCUUGUGAGCCCGAGGCUGCAGGCCCCAUUCGGAAAUCUGUAGUCCUGAACUUUGCAAGGUUGUCGGCACAGCAAUACGCAGAUAGUUGAGGCCCUUGCAAAGCUUGUGCAAGAUCGCUCCCCUUUGCAAGACAUACUCGUACCCAUCAUCUCGUAGUCAUGGUUUACGUCAAACCUGUCCUACUCGUAUGCUCCUAUGC